Etheostoma cragini (Arkansas darter) is the source of this 1618-nucleotide messenger RNA. RefSeq names its product neuronal pentraxin-1-like. The record is from RefSeq and is a predicted model, not a curated record. The transcript has 5 exons. NCBI's taxonomy places the organism in Eukaryota, Metazoa, Chordata, Actinopteri, Perciformes, Percidae. The coding region runs from base 3 to 1436 and encodes 477 amino acids.
UGAUGCGGGGGAUCUGCGCUGCUUUCUGUCCGCUAUAUAAACUGCACACAGCGCCCAGAGCUCACAGCUUCAGUGGACAGUUCCGUGGUGCUGAAAUCUCACAGCCACCACACACGCACACACACACACACACACAGUCACUCUCUCUCUCAUACACGCUUGGAGCCAUGGACGGGUUCUCGUGGAAACUUUUUCUACUUUCUUGCCUGGUUGUUGCGCAGAUCUCCGCGCAAGACUUCGGACAGACGCAGUUUAUUUGCACGUCGGUGCCAAAGGAUAUGGACUUGUGCGCGGCCACGAUGCAAAACAGCGGACCGGCGGAGGACCUGAAGACCACGGUCAUGCAGCUACGGGAGACCGUGCUACAGCAAAAGGAGACCAUUAUGAACCAAAAGGAGACAAUCAGGGAACUAACGUCAAAGUUGAGCCGAUGCGAGAGCCAGAGCCUCCCGGCGACAGGACCCGGAGCGAGACGGCCGGGGGCGAAGAACACGAUGGGGGAUGUAUCCCGGGGCACCACGGACACUCUGGCCCAGCUGGGACAGACUUUAAGCACGCUGAAACAGAGACUGGAGAAUCUAGAGCAAUACACUCGAGGUAACAACACCGUGCAGGCGAACAGCCUGAAAGAUCUGCUCCAGAACAAGAUAGACGACAUGGAGAAGCAGGUUCUGUCCCGGGUCAACACGAUAGAGGAGACCAAACCGGGCACCAGGAAUGACACCGAGCAGCGGAACAGAGUGGAGUCCACGCUCACCUCUCUGCACCAUCGGAUCACAGACCUGGAGAAAGGUAAAGAAACCAGGCCAACAGAUAAGUUUCAGCUCACCUUCCCCCUGAGAACCAACUACAUGUACGCCAAAGCCAAGAGGAGCCUCCCCGAGAUGUACUCCUUCAGUGUGUGUUUGUGGAUCAAAUCCAACGCCUCUCCCGGGGUGGGGACACCCUUCUCCUACGCUGUGCCGGGUCAGGCCAACGAGCUGGUGCUGAUCGAGUGGGGGAACAACCCUAUGGAGAUCCUCAUCAAUGACAAGGUGGCAAAGCUGCCGUUUCUCAUCAAUGACGGGAAAUGGCAUCACCUGUGCAUCACGUGGACCACCCGGGACGGGAUGUGGGAAGCCUUCCAGGAUGGAGUGAUGCGGGGGAGUGGAGAAAAUCUGGCACCGUACCACCCCAUCAAACCAGACGGAGUGCUCGUCCUGGGACAAGAGCAGGACACACUGGGAGGAGGCUUCGAUGCAACACAAGCCUUCGUCGGUGAACUAGCAAACUUAAAUAUCUGGAAUAGGAAACUUUCUAUCGCAGAGAUCUACAACUUGGCAACCUGCAACAGCAAAGCACCGGCAGGCAACGUCUUCUCCUGGACAGAGAGCAACAUCGAAAUAUUUGGUGGAGCGACCAAAUGGACCUUUGAGCCUUGCCGUUCGCUCAACUGAACUGCAUUUCACCAUUCCAGAAAAGGCCUCUCUGUAUUUCUGAGCUUUUGUCGUUCCUGUCUUCAUUUUGACGUUUGUUAGAGACUAUUUGAGUUAUUGGUAAGCUUAAAAUCUGGGAUUUCUAUCAUUCUUAUUAGGUAUUUAUAAGCAGAACAACACUUUUCAUCUUGAGAAAAAAAAAA